Molecule: messenger RNA, 910 nt
Organism: Culex pipiens pallens (northern house mosquito)
Lineage: Eukaryota; Metazoa; Arthropoda; Insecta; Diptera; Culicidae
Product: perlucin-like
Exons: 2
Coding region: 35-523 (162 amino acids)
Source: RefSeq, a predicted model, not a curated record
CAGAACUAGUUGCAAGUCCAAUGAGAUAACCAAAAUGUUUGCAAAAGUCUUGCUGAAAACAUUCAUGCUGAUAGCUUCUGGCGGGCUUGUGACAGCAGCAUCUCCGAUAAACGCUACACGGGAUUCCUGUGUGCAAAAAUCGUACCGGGUGUACAACAACGUCGGAGUGACUUUCAUGGAAGCCUGGAGACGUUGCCAGUGGAAUGGGCAACGGUUGGCCACCGUGAGUUCCGAAGCGGACAGUAAGUUGCUGGAAGCUGCGAUCGGGGCCUCUAGGAAUAAAACCGGGCCCUGGUGGAUUGCCGGAACUGAUCAGGGCAGCGAGGGGAAUUUCAUUUGGAUUUCAACUAACAUUCCGGUAGGAUUUGGAACCGGGUAUGAAAAUUUCUACCCAGACCAGCCUGAUAAUGCCGGAGGAGCUGAGGACUGCAUGGAGAUUGGGCGCUGGGGUGGAGUAUGCUGGAAUGAUGCACCCUGUGGGUGGAAGCAGCGUUACAUUUGUGAACAAGUGAGACCUUGUUAAAAGUGUGAAUUUCAAAUAAGCAUAAUUUUGAAUACAGUUUUUGUCAAAUUCAAAUAAUCUUUAAAUUUUAGGGGUCAAAAUUCAAAAUAAAUGAAAACACAUAUGGGUCAUUCCAGGUUAACUGGUCAAGAAAUCCCAAGUUUGGUGCUGAUUGGAACAUCCCUCUAUUUUUGGCACCGCCCUCUUUUUUGACGAUUUAAAAAAAAAACUUUUUCUUCUUUUAAUCAUAACUUUGCAAAUAUUUUAGCAAAAGGUUUUUUACAGGUUGCAUUUCAUAGAAAAUUCGAAUAAAAUUCGAAUUCGAUAAAAAAAAUUAACCCUCAAAUGCCUCCUAAUAUUAUAUUUUAACGUUAUAAGUAUUAAAAAUCAGUUUGGACAAAUUCCUUA